Notolabrus celidotus (New Zealand spotty) is the source of this 2114-nucleotide messenger RNA. RefSeq names its product insulin-like growth factor-binding protein 1. Gene Ontology annotation, molecular function: insulin-like growth factor I binding; insulin-like growth factor II binding. Gene Ontology annotation, biological process: regulation of insulin-like growth factor receptor signaling pathway. The record is from RefSeq and is a predicted model, not a curated record. Lineage: Eukaryota; Metazoa; Chordata; Actinopteri; Labriformes; Labridae. Gene Ontology annotation, cellular component: extracellular region.
UUGUAUUCAAAUGAGCUGCCUGGCCGGACAUAGGCGGGCCAAUCAGAGUCCAUCCUAUCAUCACACCUUCUUUCCAGAAAUCAUUCAUAAUGCCGAUGCGUCAAACACUCACAGAGGAGCCGGCUAUAAAUACGGCUGCGCGCAACGCACAGUUAGACAUUUUCCCCAAAUCAAACGAAAGAGACAACUGAGCAAGAUCCGGAAUCCGGCGUUUACCUUUGAUUCUUCUUUCUACCUUGCUCCACAUUUUUAUUCUAUAUUUAGUAUCCAGCUCACUAUGUUGACCAUGGGUGGAUUAUAUUUGCAGCACGUCGUGGUGGCAGCGUUGUGCUCCUUGCUGGCCACAGGCACGUUAGGGUCCCCGGUGUUGGGGCCAGAGCCGAUCCGAUGCGCCCCGUGUACUCCGGAGAAGCUGAGCCUGUGUCCAGCGGUGGCGCCCGGCUGUGCAGAGGUGCUUCGGGAGCCGGGCUGUGGAUGCUGCCUCGCCUGCGCUCUGACUGCUGGGGAGCUGUGCGGGAUCUACACGGCGCCGUGCGGUUCGGGACUGAGGUGCACCCCGAGACCCGGCGACCCCCGGCCACUGCACUCCCUCACCCGGGGACAAGCCGUGUGCACUGAGAGCACAGAGCCAACGUCCACUCCCGAGCCCCAGACACAAGAUCAGGGAGAGCCAGAGACGGAGAUGGAGAACGCAGCUAUCAUCUCGGACCUCGGCUCCAGUCACUACCUCACCGGCCACACUAAGCCCUACGACCCACGGGCAGCUGCGGACGCUCAGGACAGCAUGAAAGCCAAACUCAUCGCCAACCGCAAGAAACUGGUCGAACAGGGUCCCUGUCACAUUGAGCUGCAGAGAGCUUUGGACAAAAUUGCUAAAUCCCAGCAAAAAUUAGGAGACAAAUUAACCAGAUUCUACCUCCCUAACUGUGACAAACGAGGGCUCUACAAACCCAAACAGUGUGAGUCCUCUCUUGACGGACAGAGGGGUCGAUGCUGGUGUGUCAACUCCUGGAACGGGAAGAAGAUUUUAGGUUCGACUGACCUGCCAGCAGAAGCCGAGUGCCCUAAAGAGAUCAACCACUGAUGCAGAUCUCACAAAGUAGAAGAAGAACGAGAAAGCCACUGUUUUUUCCCCUUAUUUUGAUAGCUGUUUAUUUAUUGAUCUCGUCCAUGGUGGUGUUUAAUUCAGGUACACUGUCAUCGAGGGACUGUUGGUCCCAGCCACCCUGAUCCCCUCCCCCUUCUUCUUCAAACACCUGUCCCAAAGAGGAAAAAUCUUUUUUUUCUGAAAAGGAGAUUUUUUAAUAUUGAUGCAUUUACUUUGACUCUUCAGCCUUAUUUAUUUCCAUUUUAUUUCAUUUUAUUUGUAAUUAUUUCAUGAGUAUUUAUAUCUUUUUUUGCCUUAUUGUUAUUAUAAUAUUAUUAUUUUUAUGGGUGUAUAAAGUGUAUAUAUGUAUCUUGGCCCUGAGUAACUCCACUGCUGAGUUGAGCUCGCUCUACCCUUAAGGAGUUGUCUGGAGGUUUGGUUUGUGACAAAAUCAAGCAAGAACAAGAAGCACUGAGUGACCAAAUGUCAUUUAGAAGUAUUUCUAAAUGUUGUGUUUAUGAUUCUUUUUCACAUUGCUGCCAUUUUUGUCUUUUUUUGUUGUUGUUUUUUUUACUGAUGUGACACAUGAUCAGAAUGCAAAACUCUCAGUUGGGAAUCCUUACAACAGUCUCAGAAAACAUUUCCCAUGAUUCCAUGGGGUUACAGAUAGCAUGACAGGUUGGUGCUUUUCCGCGCUGCCUCUCAGACGGGUAUUUCUACAUUAACCUACCUCCGAUAUUUAUGUGUCUGCUGUCAGUUGUGUUGAUGUAUAUGUCAAAAAAAGACUUGCUGUUUUACUUUGUGUUGCUGUUCUCUCUGACCAAGAACACAUGACCACAAUGAGCGAGUCCCGCAAUGAACCCUGCGGCUCGCCUCCAUCCACAUGCUGCUGUUGGAGAGAGAAAUAUUGUUUAUGUGAGUCUAUUCCAAAGUGACUAACUGCUCACUCGUGUGUAUGUACACUUUUGUAAUUGAGAUGUAAUGUAAGAAAAAAAAGGUGAUAUAUUUAAUAAAAACAUUAACCUCA